AUGAUCCAGUGCUCCGGGAUUUGGGUGUGUUGGAGCCAGCUGCCAUUAGCCCCGCAAAGCUACUGGUGUGUCCCUGUCUGUGUCACUGUUUACUGGGAUCCCUGCACCUGGAAGCUCCGGAAUCUCCCAUACAGUCAUGGAGAACCUGAUGCCGGUCCUGGUUCCGUCCAGUCCGGAGAGCUGACCGGCUGUUUCUCGGUUUUUUCUGUGUCCUUCCCGCGGAGCUGACUGUGAUGGCUGCUGUCCAUUGAACUGGGAGCACGUUGACCGCUUUGACUCAGCAGCUCAGGAACCUUGUCUUGGUUGUCAUCGGUGUGACUAAAGGAAGCUGCGGACAGUGAAUGAAUAUUUCCCGGAGCGGGGGAAGAGGAGCUGCUUGAAGCCGGCAGAUGAUGCUGUCAUUAAGGCCCUGCUGAGGAUGAACUGAAGCUCAUCUAAGGUCUGAGAUGGGUCGGCCUCAGUCUCUUCUGGUCAAGGAGGCGAUGCAGGAAACGGUGCGGAGGAGAAACAGGCUGCUGCCCUGAGCAGGCUCACUGCUGUAGGGAGGAGCGCGGCCUUCCUGCCGCCCCCCUGCGGCCCCUCCGUGGCGCUCUGGGACGUUUUGACUAAGAUGUCCCUCAGCAGCAGCCCUGCAGGUGGGAAAGGUGUGGACUCCAAUGCGGUGGACACUUACGACAGUGGUGACGAGUGGGACAUCGGUGUUGGGAAUCUGAUCAUUGACCUGGAUGCUGAUUUAGAGAAGGACAAGUUAGAGAUGUCGAGUAGUAAGGAGGGAGGAGCCAUGGCGGCGCCCCCUGGUGCCGUGGCCGUGUUACCAGACAACAUAAAGUUUGUCAGUCCUGUAGCCGCCAUGCAGAGCAAAGAUGGUAAAUCCAAAUCGAAGCGCAGCAAAAACUCCAAAGAAAGCGGAAAGACGUCAGUCCUGGAAGCAGCUAAGAAGGAGGCUCAGAGUAGGACCCAGGGAGACCUGAACCCCGGCGCUGCUCCAGCUAAAGGAGCUGAUGCAAAGAUAGGUAAAGCCUCCCGCAAAGAUGCGGCGUGUGGCAAAAGCAAGAAGGAGAAAUUGGAAGCUGCCGCCACGCGGAUGGCGAACAGUGAGAAGGACUCUGUAGUCGCCCCUCGUAACAGCUCCUUUGAGAACCCGCUGAACCCUGACCUGAGCCCUGUGGACCAGUUUGGGAACCUGGCGCUGGACUCUGCAGGGAUCGGCCAGGUCGUCACCAUGGUGACGGAGGAGGAGGUGGACGACGGCAGCGACUGCCGCAGCCUGAAGAAAGGUGCCAGCGGUGAGAAGAUGGAAUCUCCUUUCUCAUCCUCUGCUCCUCCUCCUCCUCUCCACCUCCUCGGUGCCGCUGCAAACAGCGGUGACAUCUCCUCUCCGUGCGAGCAGAUCAUGGUUCGCACGCGCUCUGUUGCGGUGAACACAGCGGAGGCGGCACUGGCGACAGAGCCGGAAUGUCUCGGGCCGUGCGAACCCGGCACCAGCGUCAACCUGGAGGGAAUCGUGUGGCAGGAGACUGAAGACGGGAUGCUGGUUGUUAAUGUCACCUGGAGGAACAAGACGUAUGUCGGGACCCUUUUGGACUGCACGAGACACGACUGGGCCCCCCCUAGGUUUUGUGAAUCCCCCACCAGCGACAUGGACAUGCGCAGCGGCCGUGGGCGGGGCAAAAGGGUGCGGCCCGGCACCAACGCGCCGCUGAACGACAACAGCAACUCCUCUGACAACAAAGGCGGCGGGAGCAAGACCCGCGGAGCGGCCGCCAACAGCAAAGGGCGGCGGGGCGCGGUGGUGGGCUGCGGGGAAGAUACCAAGGCCAGCCCGUCCUCUGCCAAGAGGAAAACCAAACCCGUGUCCGAUAUGGACCCUACCUCCAGCUCCGAGGACUCUAAGGCCUCAAAGCGCAUGAGAACCAACUCUACCGGGGUUGCGACGCCUCUCCCUGUGGGGAAAGCAGAAGUCCUGCCCCCCCCACAGCUGGAACGUACUUGCUCCUCCCCCAUUCUGAUUGACUGCCCGCACCCCAACUGCAACAAAAAGUACAAACACAUCAACGGGCUGAAGUACCACCAGGCCCGGGCGCAUAACGACCAGAACGUACGGCUGGAACAGGACGGGGACAUGGACUACGGCGAGGAGCACGACCCCGCCUCCUGUAACGGCGCUUCCUUCUCCCCGGCUCGAUCCAACACCCCCAAAGGACGAGGCUUCGAUGCCCCCUCCCCCUCCUCGGGGAAGCAGACGCUGAAAGGGAGGAAGAAGGGGGAGGGCGACGCGGAGGCGACCGAUGGCGGCGAGGAGGGGCUGUGUUUAACCGACGAGGCCAGCAACGACGGCGUGGACGACAGAAAGGCCAGAAGAACGUCGGCCAGCAGCAAACCCGAGAAACCGGGUCAGAAAGGAGCCAAGGCGGCCCGGCCUCCGGGCCCCGGGGCCGCUCCCUCAUACUCCCCCCACGCGUCUUCUCCUGCUUUGAGCUCGGCCGUCCAGUCGGUACCCAGCAGCCCCCAGCUGAAAAACAGCCAGACCAAACCCCCCCCACUCUCAGAUCCCUCCUGCAGCCCCCCCCUUGCUAAAGACAAGAAGAAGAAAGACAAGAAGAAGAGGGACAGCUGGAAGGAGGAGGACAGUCCCGUGGCCAUGAGCAAGGCCGGCCGGCCAGAGGAGGGGAGGAGUCCGUACUCCGACACCGCAGACGCUUUGCUCAACGGCUGCGCGGAAGCCCAGCAGAACCGCCUGGCCAGCAUCAAAGCCGAAGCCGACAAGGUCUACAGCUUCUCCGACAAUGCGCCCAGUCCGUCCAUCGGCGCGGCGGGCAGAGCCGAGACCGGCCUCGCUACGCCGCUGCACACGAGCCAGAACGGGGCCGACAACGUGUCCGUGAAGACCGGCAGCCCCGCUUACUCGGACAUCUCUGACGCAGGCGAGGACGGAGAGGGGAAGGCAGACGGUGUGAAGGUCAAACCUGAUCCCGAUCAGGGGCCCCGCGAAGGUGCCAAGAAGGCGCUGUUCCCCCCCCAGGCUCCCAGUAAGGAGUCGCCGUACUACCCCAACUACGACUCGUACUACUCUCCAAGCUAUGCCAACCCCAGCCCGGGCGUGGCCACAGGACCUGCGGCUCACCUGGAGGCAGCGAAGGUGAAAAAGGAGGAGGAGUUGGAGGUGGUGGAGGAGGGUAAGCUGAAGGUGGAGCCUCCUGAGGAGAGGAAGGCCGAAGCCGUCCCUCAGCAGCCGUCUGUCAUCCAGCAGCGUUCCAACAUGUAUGCCCAGCCCAUGUACUACAACCAGUACUAUGUGGCUCCCUACCCCUACGCCUCAGACCCCGCCUACCACAGCCACCUGCUCGCCUCCAACCCUGCUUACCGCCAGCAGUACGAAGAGAGGCAGCGGAAGGGCGACAAGAAGCCAGAGGCCAAAGAUCGCGACCCUUCUGCCAAAGAGGAGUGGAAGCAGAAGGCCUCGGUUCCUCCUUCUGUCUCCGGCACCUCCUCAGAGGAGCGUGCCAAGGGAGCGGUGGCCUCUGCAAAGCCUAAGGAUCCCACAGCUCCUUCAGAACAAACCAAGUCGGUGAUCAUGUCUAAAGGAGAGGAGGUCAAGGUCCCCAGCAGCCAGGCUGAUGGUCUGAAGAUGAAGCUCAGUGAAACGGGGAACCAUGGGAAGGAGGAACCCAAAGCAGGGCCGGAGAUGGGCAGAGCAGCUGCUGUGGACUCCUCCAUGUGGUACAGACAGGAGCCAGACUCGCGCCUGUGGUCCUACAUGUACCCGAGUAAAUACUCGGAAGCUUCCAGGCUGCAGGAGGAGGAACGAUGGAAAGAGGAGAGGGAGCGAGAGAGGAAAGCCAAGGAGGAAAAGCCACGGGUGAAGGAGGGGGUGGAGAGCAGGACGCCACACCCCCCAGAGGAGCACCAGGGCGGAGGGAAGGAGCCCCGCGUCCCCCACAUGCAGUUUCCCUCCCCUCUGGCACAGCAUCAGGGCUACAUGCCCUACAUGCAGGGGCCGUACGCCUACAGCCAGGGCUUUGAUCCCAACCACCCCGGCUACAGAGGCAUGCCUGCUGUCAUGAUGCAGAACUAUCCAGCUUCAUACCUGGCGGCCGGCUAUCCCUUCUCUCCGUACGGAGGGAAAGUGGCAGCAGGGGAGGACGGAGAGAAACCCUCCAGGUCGAGUCCAACCGUGAAGCCGCACGGCGAGGCCAAAGCGCUAGAGCUGCUGCAGCAGCGCGUCAGCCACUACAAAAGCAAAUCGCCCUCCAUGCAAGACAACAAGACGCUGCAGGAGCGAGAGCGAGACUGGGAGAGGGAGCGCGAGAGAGAGGGCGCUCGGCCCCGGUCCUCUCCUUCCCAGCGCGUCCUGCCCUCCCAUCAUCACCUGGGAUACCCUCUGUACGACCUGUCCUACGCUCCGGGCCUCUCAUCUUCAGCGAUUGUUGCGAGCCAGCAAGCGUCCGCCCCGUCCAUGUACCCGCCGCCGCGGAGGUGAAACUGGUUGGCUGGCCUCCACCCGUAGAUCAUGUUUGACCUCUUCAGCCUCUGGACCCAAACGCUUCUGCUGGUUCCGGGUGGUACAGCUGACCCGACGGCGCGGACCGUCACUGGAUUGUCUGCUGGCCCUCAGGGCCGGGUGGUCAGAGCCGCCGCCCGGCCAGCCGCCGCCUCACUGUUUCAUGUUUUGAUGCUCUGGAAUCUGUCGCCAUUGAUCACCUGGCUGCGUCCUGGAGAGACGGACUCCCUGAGAAGCUCCAGAGACCGGCUGAGGAGGCGGGGUGUAAAUGUAGCGCGAUGUGUGUGUGUGUGUGUGUGUGUGUGCGUGUAAAUACUGUACAGAGGAAUUAUUUUAAGAGAUCUGUUGGAUGAUGUCUGAUUUCUUACUCUUCUUUUUGUCUGUUAGCCUGUUUUUCUACUGUUGUUGUUCUGAUAUUAAACCUGUAGCUGUUGGAAAGCUGCUGGA
Messenger RNA from Cyprinodon tularosa, 4948 nucleotides. Its product is annotated as zinc finger protein 609-like. Gene Ontology annotation, biological process: regulation of transcription by RNA polymerase II. Lineage: Eukaryota; Metazoa; Chordata; Actinopteri; Cyprinodontiformes; Cyprinodontidae. The record is from RefSeq and is a predicted model, not a curated record. Gene Ontology annotation, cellular component: nucleus. The transcript is spliced from 10 exons. The coding region runs from base 611 to 4480 and encodes 1289 amino acids.